GUUCGGCUCGCACCAGUAUCAUCAUUUCGGCCACAUGUGUCUGCGGUAGUCUCGUACCCCCCGGAAAAAAAAAUCCAAAACUCGUGUACCCUGUGAUGUACAUCGUUUACGUAAUCCCCCUGGCAAACGCGAUCCCCCGGUAAUUCCCAAAAAACAUCCAGUGAUCUCCCCACCGAGCCAACUCUUUUUAAUCGAAGUAAUCGACCAGUGGAAGCCCCCUCGACUAGUGCCUCAACGAACGAACAAAAAAAAAAACGUGCCUCGUGUAUCUGCAAAACGAAACGUUUGCCGAUUUACCACAUAGUGAACGCUGCCACCAAAGUCCCACAAGUGAUACUGAACAAAGUCGUCAAAGGGGUGAGUCAAUAAAACAAUCGUAAAAACUGAAAGAAAAAAAUAUCAAAACGCCGAGUCAGCACGUUGUCCUAAGCCUCGUGCCCCUCUCAGACCCCCUCGAAGGCAAAAAAUCAUUGCAAUUAUCCAUCGACACCUGGAAAAUCAUCGGCAAAUCAGAAUCAGCCCCUCAUCAACAAUAAUUGUCCCUCGAUAUCGACAAUUAUCCAAUUAUUUAACCCCACAAUAAGAGAGGGGGCAGAUAUUUAUUUGCGGUGUGCGCACGCGGUCUGUUGUAUCCCUCUUCCUCCAGGAGCCAUUGCUCCCAGUACCAGGCAAUCACCACGAGGAGUCGCAUCCGGCGACCCAGGGAGGUCGUCACUUACUCUUUAUUUUUCAUUUUUUUCUGUUAAAGUGACAAUAACUAAUUAACAUCCCCCAUCCCCCGAAAUUCCGGACUAACUGACUCGUCGGCCACCCAGUGACGGAAAAAUUCCCCGGGUGAGAACCCCCUGGAGCCUCACCAGGAUCAUGCGGUUCAGACGAUUGGACUCGCCGCAAUAAAUCGAAAAAAAAAGUGUUGUGAAAUGAUUAAAAUACUCUCGGAAUAACUCUGAUGAUCGUCGUGGAGGGCUCGGGGCCCACGUGUCGGUGCUCGUGAGUUGUUCGAACAUUGGGCCAGUUCGUGAUUAGAUUGAACUGAGACGCAAAAAGGAGAGUGGAAAGUCAGGCGGAAAAUCCCCAUAAGCCGCCGUGUUUAACCCAACUUAUUUGUCUGCAACCUCGUGUUACUUCAUUUUCUCCCGAAAAAGUGGCAAUAUGGCGGCUAAAGUGGCGAGCAAUCAGGGAGGUAGCGAUGGUCACGAGGGCCCUGGUGUGUCCUACGCUAGCGUGUUGAAUCCAAAAAGUGCGAGUGACUCUCAGCAGCGGACAAUUAAGGACAAUAACAAGGAGAAUAUUGGACAGGUGAGCGUAGCACCGCCAAUAAAUCGUGAGAAAAGGGAAACUGGACGGGUCAAGUAUCCGAAAAAUUCCCGUCGUUACAGCGCGUUCACAUCCAAAACUGAGAGACGAUCGAGCGUUAGUUCACCAAAGGGCAGCCCUGGCGAUGCUGAUGGCCCUGAUGAGCUCAGAGAGAGAGGAUCCAGGGGCGACGGUGAGCAGGAGAGGCUCAAUGGAGAUGUGGGAAGUGACGGAGAAUUUCAGACUGUUGCACCCAAGUCGGCGAGGAGGAAGGAGAAGUUACAGGAGAAGAGCCGUGAACACAGAUCCCACAGGGAACGCCACCGGCAUCAUGAUAGGCAUCACAAUACACGUGGCAAGAGCGACGGCAGCAGGGACAGGGCCACACACAGAGAUCGACACACUGGGGAGCAAUCAUUGUCCAAGGAGCCGAGGGAUGAGGAGGAGGGUGAGGAUGCACCUCCCGUUAAGUAUGUCGAGGCACCCCUGCCCGUCGUCAAUCCCUGGAAUAAGAGUGCGAAAGCUGGGGUUAAUAAUCCUGCUGCCAGUGCUGGACUUGUUGAGAGAGUCAGUGAGAAGGAGAAACGUGUCCUACAGCCGCAACAGCAGCAGGGGAAGGCACUUGAAAACGGUGCCGCCACUGCUGUUCAACCGACGGUUGUGAAGGCAACAAAAGACAGGAGAAAAUAUAAUCAAAAGGCGAGUGACUUCACGGAUAUUGGAGACUGGCCGUCUCUGGGAGCUCAAGGCGAGAGCAAAACGCCUAUCCCAACGGCUAAACAAAACGGUGUUGAGGAGCCUAGUAACUCUAAGGACGGCAGCGCCAGCAGCGUGGAGAGCAAAGGGAAGGAGAAUAAAGAGCUGAAUCACUGUCCAGAUGACAGUGAUGAGCACACCGAUGCAAAUGACAAAAAAAAGAAGAUUAAUAAACAAAAAUGGGUGCCAUUGGAAAUUGACAUUGCGAAAAGCAGGGGGAAACGUGACCGUUCCCCCAAGCAUCAAAACCACAGAGAACGAACUAUUGAGAGUGAAGAGGGUUGGAGAGAACGAGAACACGAGAGGCCUAGCUAUGGCUUCAAGAGUGGACGGGGUGGGAGGAGUUAUAGGGGCAGAGGGGGCGGUAGGGGUCGCGGUCCAUCGAGAGGUGGAGGAUACAGGCAGAGACAUGAUGUUGAUUAUUCUGGAGAAUGUGCAGGAGAUUUUUCACAGAUGAAACCGUUCAAUAAUACCGAUGCAUCGUAUAUGAUGCCCUACAUGGGAACAUUUUUCUUCAAUCCGACAAGCUAUCUUAAUCUCGAUACAACGACACUGAAAGAGUACAUAAGAAAGCAGAUUGAGUACUACUUCAGUGAAGAAAAUCUGCUGAGGGACUUUUUCAUGCGUCGUAAGAUGGAUGCCGAGGGUUUUCUGCCUAUCACAUUGAUAGCCUCUUUUCACCGUGUUCAAGCACUGACGACAGAAGUUGCAUUAGUUAUUGAAUCGAUUCUGGAGUCUGACAAAUUGGAAAUGGUCAACUGUUUCAAAGUCCGAACAACACUAGAUCCGAUGAAAUGGCCGAUACCAGUUGACACAUCGAAUCCCCAAUAUUCCGAAACUGAUGCUUCUCAAGGCUCCCAUCCCCGUCCGGAUAUUUUAGCAUCAGCAAAGCCCCCAUUUUCUCCAGCUGCAACACCCCUAACCGCAAUCCCAACCCCACCACUACCUCGUAUCCUCCAGUCCGUCAAAAUCCCGUCCAGAUUAAGUGAAUGUGAAAGUGUAUCCUCGUCCAUAGGUGAGACCCUUAAUCCCGAUGUACCGGAAUUUAUUCCCAUUAAUGUCGUGACAAAUACUGAUCCCUCGGUUGGUAAUGCCACCAAGGAUCUCGAGUCUUCGAAUAAUAAUGUUAUAAAAACAUCUGAAUCGUCGCACAAUCACAGUGGGAGUCAGUCCCAAGAGGUGGUUGGAGAAAGGGAGAAUGAGCCAAAGGAAGUGAACGCUAUUUCCUCAGCUGCAUCUUCAGUAACGUCUGUGAAUCCGCGGAUUCAGGUGAAUGGAGAGCUUGACGCGCCUGCCAAUGAUGUUUGGAAGGAGGUCAAGAGGAGAGUCAAACAGCCCUCCAAGGGCAAAUCUGAAGCCAAUUCCAAGAGCGAUCAGAAUAAGGGGGAGGAACGAGAGGAACUGGAUUUUCAGUUUGAUGAGGAACUCGAUACUCCCCCACCCACUGGACGACAUAACGCUUUUUCGGAAUGGUCGGAGGACGAUGAUGACUAUGAGCUGUCAGACGGUGACAUAAACAAGCUCCUGAUCGUCACCCAGAUAGCCCCAAGCUCACAAGUGGUUACCACAUCGCGAAUUCCAAAGCACGAGGGUCACGAUCGUACAGGUGACUGGACAACACGAGUGAAAAUGACCCAGGAUUUGGAACAAGCGAUUAAUGAUGGCCUCUACUACUACGAGGAGGAUCUCUGGACGGAGGAUGGCCAGCGAUACGGCUCGUCCUCGUCGAUCGCAAGCUACAAGACCGUAAACGUCAUCAGUCAAGCGGCAUUUGAAAAAAUGGCACCGAAAGCUCCCAAACGAGCAAAUCCCGAAGUGCCACCACCUCCACCAUCCUCAGAGGACAUGGAGAUCUCAUCCCUUCCCAUUCAAUCCACAAUGACCGACAAACGUGAUCGCAAGGGCGAGAAGAGACUGAACGAGAGACAGCGGGGUGCUUGCAGAAGAAGGGGUGGUGCUGUUCCCAGAUUCUUCGCCGUUGUUAAGGAUGAGCCAGCAGUUGAUCCUAGGACACCCCGCAAACGAAAAACUCGACACAGUAACAAUCCCCCGGUGGAACAUCACGUGGGAUGGAUUAUGGAUGUCAGAGAGCAUAGACCAAGGACUUACUCCACUGGGAGUAGUGCUGGCACCAGCCCCAAUGAGGGAUAUCUUGCCAGCAGCUAUGGCAGCCAACCGUCUUCUCUACCGACCUUCCAACAUCCAAGUCAUGCUUUGCUGAAGGAGAAUGGAUUCACCCAGCAAGGAUAUCACAAGUAUCACUCGAGAUGUUUGAAAGAACGAAAGAGAUUGGGCAUUGGCCAAUCCCAGGAGAUGAACACAUUGUUCCGCUUCUGGUCUUUCUUCCUGAGGGAGAAUUUCAAUCGCACCAUGUACGAGGAAUUCAGAACCAUAGCCAAGGAGGAUGCUGUCGAGGGCUAUCGGUACGGCCUUGAGUGCCUCUUCCGUUACUACAGUUAUGGUCUUGAAAGAAAAUUCCGACCACAGUUGUACAAAGACUUCCAGUACGAGACAGUUGUGGAUUAUGAGAAUGGUCAAUUAUAUGGAUUAGAAAAAUUCUGGGCGUUCCUGAAAUACUACAAACAUGCGGAUAAGCUACACGUGGAACCACAACUUGAAGAAUAUCUCUCGAAAUUCAAAAAUAUUGAAGACUUCAGAGUUGUUGAGCCCCAAAUAAACGAGAUGCUCCAGGGUUUCGGUGGUGCUCUGCAUCCCCUGUCGAAUAAACGCCGGAAUCGCAGUGUCUCGGAAAGCGGUGGUGAAGCCUCUCCAUCAACGAGUAGAGUUCGUCGCCUCUCCGGUGGUUCAUCGACCGUGACUCUCCCGACAUCUGGAGCACCCCCAACCAACAACCUCCAAAAGCAGACAUCGGCCUCAGUGAAUCUAGCUCAAUACCGCAAUCGCACAGGCUCUUUCGGCUCCGGUCGAUUGGGCCAUUCAAAUCCAAAACGUCGCAAUGACUCAGCUUCGUCCAGUAAUCGUGAUCUCAAUAAACAAUUGCCCAGAAGUAGGCACAAUUCAGGUUCGUUCACGAAGCCCCAGGAGAUGCCUAAAUCGACGACCAGCAAAGAUGGCCAAAAAUGAAAGGAGGGGAGAGUCUCGUGGUCCCUGGCUGCGUCAAAAUCACCUCAAAUGAAUCCAUAAAUAUAUAUCCCAUAUAUAUUUUUAACUGAAAUAACUUUGUGCUUGGUGUCAGCAUAAGAAGUCAGCGAUGCUGAAUGAGUGAGUUAAUGCCUGAAUCACAGCUGAACUAAACUCAUUAUCAUGGUUCAAUCGAGCACAAAAUUUUUCUUACAACUAGAGCAGGUGGACUUGUUUUUUUUACUCAAGACGCCCAACGUUAAGCACAGGCAGAAGACGUAUUUUUACAGUUUUAGAUGGAAAUUUUUGGAGAGAAUGGAACAUUGACGCUCAUCGUAACGAGAGAAGGCUGAAAAAUUCUCCCACUCAUUUGAUUAUUUCGUUACAAUUAUCGGAGAUAUCGUUUAUUAUUUUUUUUGAUGUCUUCCAUGUCAUGCCAUAACUGCAUAAUUAUCCGCACUUUCGUCGCGAAUGAAACUGCCAAAAUGAUUCAAUCAUGUGUUUACUUUAUCAAAAUAUCGGAGUCGAUGAUCUCUACCCGUGGAAAUUAUCGCGUUAUUAAUGGGAAAAUAGCAGCUGUAGGUGACCGAUUGGCUGAUGGAAAAACCUCGAUUCCGGGAUUUAAAAGUGUGAUUAUAUCGAAAAAUAUCGUAAUUGCGCAAUAAUUAGAGCUGAGACAAAAUAACUGGUGAACUGCUAAAUUUCCGCUUCCGGACUAUUUCAGUGAAAUGAAAACCGCAAUUUACGUAAUUAUUGUGAUGAAUCUGCCAAUGACAGCCCAGAGAUUCGUCUCUGAAAUUUUCCAGAAUGAAAAAAAAAACAUCAGUGAUUAAUGCCUCGGAGCAAUGGUUUUUUUUUAAAUUACAAUUUGCACGUGAGAAUAGCGAGGAUUUGGCGUCUGUUGCCUCGUGAAGACCUCACACGAAUCAUUGUAGAAAAUAAUCGCAUUACGAUUGAGUAAUAAAUCGAGUAACCAAUAUAUUGGAGCUACCAUAUGAAUAGUUUUGUACAUUACAAGUUAAUUAUAAUAAUUGUGGGAGGCGUAUUAUAUAUGAAAAACAAAAAUAACUACGAAAUAAGUGAUAUUAAUUAACAAUUUGUUGGCUUUUUAAAUUAAUGGAUGAAUAUAUGCAAUUAUAGGUAGCUCGAAGAGAAAUCACAGCGUGUCCGUUGAUUUAGACUGUUAUAUAUAUUUUUUUUCUUCUCUCAUCGCCUUCAUCGAAUAGACAACGAGACACGUCGCAGGCUGGUCCGCUCCGUAUUGUUUUUUUUUUCUUUUCUUUGUUUAUCGAGUGAAUUUCAAUGAAUUGAUGCACCAAAUUGAAGUAAUUUAUCCGAUCAAUUUUUUAUUCUUUUUUAUUCGAAUUUAGAGGGAAAUUUCCUUGUCGACAAUUACGAUUAGUGAAUCAUCAGGUGAUUAUUCAAUUGUCGUUAUUUUUUUCGUAGAGGACAUUCGUCCGAAUGCCCUAUUGGCGAAUUAAAACAGAAUCAUGAUUGAGCGGACGGAAGUACAUUUUUAAUUACUGCGCGCCGUGGAUUAAUUUCUGUGUUCAUUACUAACGUUCUCCUGAAAUGUUGAACAUGAUUUUUUGGUCGGGGGAGUAACGCGAGUUUGAAAGUUUUCGGGUGUUGGGGGAUUUUAUGGGGAGGAAAGGGAAGAAUAGCUUCAACAGAAAAUUUUCCAUUUGUUCCAAACAGGAGAAACAAUUUCAGAAAUGAAAAAAUAUUGUUGGCUAUUUAAACAAUUGCGUUCAAUUAAUAAUUUGCAUUUGAUGCUUUCCUAUUCGUUAGAACAUUUUGAAAGAAAAACAAUCAGUUUUUGUGAUUCUAUUCUUCGUUUUUGGGCGCAUGAGUGAUCUCCAAAAAAUGAGAACUAAAUAUGUAAUUUUUUUUCUUGUAAAAUCUCAAGAGUCUCUCACCACGAUGUUCGACCAAUCGACCUGAAUUGUGCUUUCCCCGCGUAGUAUAUUACCUCACGAAAAUACUUGACUUUUUUACAUUCAAAUUUUUAGAUUGUUUUUCGGAAUUGAUAGAGACAAUUUUUCUUCAAUAUUUUUAUUCAAAAAAAUACAUAAAAAUUGUGAUUUAUUGAUAGUUCGAAAGCCUUCAACUUCCUCUUUCAAUUCAGAAUAAAAAAUUGAAAAUAUGAGAUUUGACUCCACCGCCACAUGCCACCAACAAAAAAAAUUUUUAAAAUCGCUGUUUUGUAAUUUUUUGCGUGGAAUAAACGAAUGAUAAAACCAGGAUUCCCUGCACCUGAAGCUCAAGUGCUACGGUCUCCCCUCGAGGCAUCGCCGAGGGUCGACGUACCCUGCAAAUUUCUGGAGAAUUUUAACAUCUCCAAGGAAUACCGUCGACAUUCGGUUAUCCCUCGUUAAAAAAUCGCUCUCGUAUCAAUGAGAAGGUGGAGUGUUUUCCCACCACCAUAGGCUGUGUCCCUUCAUCAUCAACCAAAAUUCAGUCAGAAUAAUCAUCGCAGUUUUCAGUAAUUCCCUGGGUUUGCCUGGUUCAACAAUGAAAAUCACAUUACAUGUACGAUUAUUACGAGAAACGAAUAUGAUUUAUUGAAAUUGUUUAUUUAGAUAUAGAUAUUGGUAUAGCCUAGAAUUAAGUUUAACUCCUAAGUUUUUUUUUUCUUCUCUUUGUGGGAGUUUAACUGACUCCGGUGUAAUUAUUUUAUUAUUAUUUUGAUUAUAAUGCGUAUGAUUACAAUUAAGCACAACGAUGAUUAUUAUUUCAUCGAUUAACUGGAGGCGAAUGGCUAAAUGUCCUUUUACAAAUCACCAGACGAUGUUUUUUCGUGACGAAUAUCGAUUGCUUCAGUAAUAAUUUUUCUUUCUCCUGUGGAGUUUCAUUGGACACAGUUGCAUUAGAAAAAAAAAUCCCUUGCAAAUGGAAACAUGUAAAAAAUAUAAAUACAAUAUGGAUAUAUCAUUACUUAUACCAUUGUUACUUAUACUUUGUACGAUUCUAUCAUAUCCUGGAUUUAUUUUUUAAAUUUAAGUCUUCAUCUCGCGUUCAUGUAAAUGGGUGGGGUUUUAAAUCGUUGAAUACAACAACGACCCAAAAAUGUAUAGAAAAAAUAAUAAUUACAUAGAUAUUUAGUGUAAAUCGUUUGACUUUGAUUCAAGUAUGAAAUCCCACACAGAAAUCAUUGGAAAAUAGUUGAGUAUUUUUGGUUCUUAUUCUGUUGUGAAGUGGUGAAAGGAUGUUGAUAACUUGGGAACAGACAGAGUGAAAUUGUUUUAUUUUUUGUUUUUUUCACGGUUUAAUGUCGGGCUUUAAAACGAGUUGUGGCUCAUUAAAAUCGCAUCGCUUGGUCGGGAGAUAUUGCCGAUUGAAGGUGGUGCUUUUCAAGUAACUCACUUUAGUCCGAUUUACAUCACAAUUCGUUUUUUUAUAAAUACAUCUGAAUCUAGGAGGUAUGGCACAUUUUUAAACAAUACCUUUUUUGUAGCCCUCAAUUCACUCUACAGAAAAGGUCAUAACGAAAAUUUCGUUACCUUCCUUACAUUCCGAGAUAUGCUCGAAAAACUAGGGUGAAGUUACUACAGAAUUUUUUUUAUGAACCGAGACAAAGCUGCGAAAAAUCCUGAAAAAAUUGUAAUUCAUCUGGAUUUAGGUACACUCUCAAUCUAAGUCCCUUCAUCAACUUUCUCACUCCACCAACGAAUCAAAAUAAACUUGCGCAAAUUGUAAAAAAUGUAAAACGUAAAUAUGAUCAUUAUCUAGAAUGACUACAUUCGUGUUGUGUUUGGUGAUAAUUAAUCGAGUGAAUUUCCCUUCCUAUCGACUUAUCGAAUAAAAAUUGAGUCACGAAAUAAUAAAAUGAGACGAAUGGACUCAAUUUGUCGAAUAAAUUGCGACGAACGUUCUUUUAAAAAUAAAAAAUGCGGACGAGGUUGACUCUUCCCAUUCCAUCAAUUCGCACUCGGCAGCGACUGUCGUCUCAUAAAUCACUCGGUUUUCGUGAAUGAUUCGUUCAAAUGAACCCGUAUCGAUUGCACUCGAGAUUUAAUUCUUAGCGAACACAAUGAACUCACAUCGACCCAUUUGUAGAGGGUGAAAAGCUAGAUAAAUAAAGACUCUGAUCGACGUUGGUAGGAACAACUCACGAUUGCACCUCGAGGGAAUUAAAAGCUCAAUGGUUUCUUCACUAUACAGUGCCUCUCAUUGAAGUAAGAUCAGCCUUCAUUAUCCAUUUUCACUCCCACACUGAGAGAAUAACGAAUAAUUUGAGAAUUAAUGAAUCUAAAAAAAAACAAGCUAAAUUAAAAAUUACUAAAAAAAUAGUUUUGAAAACGCACAUUAAGCCAACGAAAAAUUGAAUUCGUAAAAAAAAUAAAAAGUUGAAUCUGCUUUAAUAAUAAAUGUCUGUCGACUUUUUUUUAGAAAAUUUGUAAAAUUCAGCAUUCGUUUUUCUCUCAUUUCAUCAAUCAUUUGCUCAUCGUUCACAAGUUUAAGAUACACCUCGGGAUGAUCGUACGUUUGUCAGCUGUGUAAAUAUUGAAAAAUAAUACAUUAUUAUGGGUUUAUACCUUCAGAGUGGAAAUACGCAAUAAAUAAAAAAUCGGAGGUAUUGUACUGAGGGAAUGGGUGAAUGAACAGAAGGGAAGUUUCUGAAUUCUACCCCUAGAAAGAAAAAUCUUUUGCCAACAAUCCUUACUAACCACGAGAAACUAUAUUUGACAUUAGUCUAUCAAAUUUACUGAUAGAAAGAAAAUACAUUUGGCAAAAGAUUUUUUCUUUUCUCACUCUAAGAUGAAAUUUGGUUUUACAUUCGGGGAAAAUUUGAUUUGAAAUUUCAGAACUAGUCGCAGUGAGGAAUUUUAUUACAGAAGUUUCCAUAAUUGUUACUGAAAAAUUUACACCCGCGACUGCCCUAAUAUUCCGCGAUUCCAUCCAAUUUCCGGUUGAAUGACUCGAUAAUUGAAUCACUCGCAAUUCAGAAAUGUUCCUCUUCCUCGACUGUAACGUUCCGUGAGUCUUACCUCCACUAAAAAUAUUAUCAAAACCGAUGAAACCGGUCUCAUAUGCAUAAUUCAACGUAAUGUAAGCGUUUUGUGAAAACACCAACAAAAAAAAAUGCAAAAAAAAACAAAUAAAAUGUCAAAAAAAGUACAAAAACACCA
Diachasmimorpha longicaudata is the source of this 10265-nucleotide messenger RNA. It is a transcript of the gene larp, whose product is annotated as La related protein. Gene Ontology annotation, biological process: positive regulation of translation; mRNA stabilization. Gene Ontology annotation, molecular function: RNA cap binding. NCBI's taxonomy places the organism in Eukaryota, Metazoa, Arthropoda, Insecta, Hymenoptera, Braconidae. The record is from RefSeq and is a predicted model, not a curated record. Bases 1153 to 5136 code for a protein of 1327 amino acids. Gene Ontology annotation, cellular component: cytoplasmic stress granule; cytosol. The transcript has 13 exons.